Molecule: messenger RNA, 4997 nt
Organism: Nycticebus coucang (slow loris)
Lineage: Eukaryota; Metazoa; Chordata; Mammalia; Primates; Lorisidae
Gene: PRDM16
Product: PR/SET domain 16
Exons: 17
Coding region: 93-3899 (1268 amino acids)
Biological process (GO): regulation of transcription by RNA polymerase II
Cellular component (GO): nucleus
Molecular function (GO): histone H3K9 methyltransferase activity; RNA polymerase II transcription regulatory region sequence-specific DNA binding; DNA-binding transcription factor activity, RNA polymerase II-specific
Source: RefSeq, a predicted model, not a curated record
GGUGUCCAAACUGACAAUGCUGUGGAGAUGAAGAUAGUGUGUAGCUGCUUCUGGACUCCAGGAGGAGGAGAGAGAUUCCGCGAGCCGACACCAUGCGAUCCAAGGCGAGGGCGAGGAAGCUAGCCAAAAGUGACGGUGACCUUGUAAAUAACAUGUAUGAGCCUGACCUGGAUCAGCUGGCUGGCCACAGUGCCGAGGACGAGACUGAGGACAGUGUCAUGUCACCCGUCCCCACAAGUGAGGACUUCACCCCCAAGGAGGGCUCACCCUAUGAGGCCCCGGUGUACAUUCCUGAAGACAUUCCUGUCCCGCCAGACUUCGAGCUACGAGAGUCCUCCAUCCCAGGGGCCGGCCUGGGCAUCUGGGCCAGGAGGAAGCUGGAAGUCGGGGAGAGGUUCGGCCCCUUCCUGGCGGCGCCCAGGGCCACGCUGAAGGAUACCGACUUCGGAUGGGAGCACAUACUGACUGAUGCAGAAGGGUCGUCCCAGGAGGGCUGCAUCAAAAAGAUCUCUGAAGACCUGGGCAGUGAGAAGUUCUGUGUGGAUGCUAACCAGGAGGGGAGUGGCAGCUGGCUCAAGUAUAUCCGAGUGGCAUGCUCCUGUGAUGACCAGAACCUCGCCAUGUGUCAGAGCAGCGAGCAGAUUUACUACAAAGUCAUUAAGGACAUCGAGCCGGGUGAGGAGCUGCUGGUGCACUUGAAGGAGGGCGUCUACCCCCUGGGCACAGCACCGCCCAGUCUGGACGAGGAGCCUACAUUCCGUUGUGACGAGUGUGACGAGCUCUUCCAGUCCAAGCUGGACCUGCGGCGCCACAAGAAGUAUGCAUGCGGCUCAGUGGGCGCCGCGCUCUACGAGGGCCUGGCGGAGGAGCUGAAGCCCGGGGCCCUUGGCAGCGGGGCCGGUGGCCUGUCCCACGAGUGCAAAGACUGCGAACGGAUGUUCCCCAACAAGUACAGCUUGGAGCAGCACAUGAUCGUCCACACGGAGGAGCGUGAAUAUAAAUGUGACCAGUGUCCCAAGGCCUUCAACUGGAAGUCCAACCUCAUCCGCCACCAGAUGUCCCACGACAGCGGCAAGCGCUUUGAGUGUGAAAACUGUGUCAAGGUGUUCACGGACCCCAGCAACCUACAGCGGCACAUCCGUUCGCAGCACGUGGGAGCCCGGGCCCACGCCUGCCCAGACUGCGGGAAGACCUUCGCCACGUCCUCCGGCCUCAAGCAGCACAAGCAUAUCCAUAGCACGGUCAAGCCCUUCAUAUGCGAGGUCUGCCACAAGUCCUACACGCAGUUCUCCAACCUGUGCCGGCACAAGCGGAUGCACGCCGACUGCCGUACGCAGAUCAAGUGCAAGGACUGUGGGCAGAUGUUCAGUACCACCUCCUCGCUCAACAAGCACCGGCGUUUCUGCGAGGGCAAGAGCCAAUACGCACCGGGCAGCAUCUUCACGCCGGGCCUGCCCUUGACCCCUGGCUCCGUGCUGGACAAGGCCAAGCCCUCCCCCAGCCUCAACCACUCUGGCCUGGGCUUUGGAGACUACUUCCCCUCCCGGCCGCACCCGGGCAGCCUGCCCUUCUCCACAGCGCCGCCUGCCUUCCCUGCACUCACACCCGGCUUCCCAGGCAUCUUCCCUCCAUCCUUGUACCCUCGGCCACCUCUGCUACCUCCCACGCCGCUGCUCAAGAGCCCCCUGAACCACACCCGGGACGCCAAGCUUCCCAGCCCCCUGGGUAACCCAGCGCUGCCCCUCGUCUCUGCGGUCAGCAACAGCAGCCAAGGUGCCACAGUGGCCACCGGGCCAGGAGAGGAGUUCAACAGCCGCCUAGAGGACCCAUGUCCAGGGAAGCUCAAGACACGGGGCAGCGACGUGUCGGAUGGCAGCGACUUUGAGGACAUCAACACCACAACAGGGACCGACCUAGACACGACCACAGGGACAGGCUCGGACCUGGACAGUGAUGUGGACAGCAACCCCGACAAGGCCAAGGGCGAGAGCAAGCCAGCUGAGGGCAAGCCCGAGUUUGGGGGUGGCUUGGCACCCCCGGGCCCCCCGAACAGCGUGGCUGAGGUGCCCGUCUUCUACUCCCAGCACUCCUUCUUCCUGCCGCCGGACGAGCAGCUGCUGACCUCCUCGGGUGCCGCCGGAGACUCCAUCAAGGCCAUCGCAUCCAUUGCCGAGAAGUACUUUGGGCCGGGCUUCAUGGGCAUGCAGGAGAAGAAGCUGGGCCCGCUGCCCUACCACUCCAUGUUCCCCUUCCAGCUGCUGCCCAACUUCCCCCAUGCCCUCUACCCCUUCACGGACCGAGCACUCGCCCAUAACCUGCUGGUCAAGGCUGAGCCACAGUCGCCCCGUGAUGCCCUCAAGGUGGGCGGCCCCAGCGCCGAGUGCCCCUUUGAUCUCACCACCAAACCAAAGGAGGCCAAACCCGUCCUACCUGCGCCCAAGGGUCCCCCGGCCCCUAUGCCCUGCGAGGAGCAGCCACUGGACCUGAGCAUCGGCAGCCGGGUGCGUGCCAGCCAGAACGGGGGCGGGCGGGAGCCCCGGAAGAACCACAUCUAUGGGGAGCGGAAGCUGGGGCCUGGCGAGGGGCUGCCCAAGGUGUGCCCGGCGCACGUGCCCCAGCAGCCCUCACUGCACUACGCCAAGCCCUCGCCCUUCUUCAUGGACCCCAUCUACAGCAGGGUAGAAAAGCGGAAGGUGACGGACCCCGUGGGAGUCCUGAAGGAGAAGUACCUGCGGCCAUCCCCAUUGCUGUUCCAUCCCCAGAUGUCAGCCAUCGAAACCAUGACGGAGAAGCUGGAGAGCUUCGCAGCUCUGAAGGCCGACACGGGCAGCUCCCUGCAGCCUCUCCCCCACCACCCCUUCAACUUCCGUUCUCCGCCCCCCACACUCUCAGAUCCCAUCCUCCGGAAGGGCAAGGAGCGGUACACCUGCAGGUACUGUGGGAAGAUCUUCCCCAGGUCAGCAAACCUCACGAGACACCUGAGAACACACACCGGGGAGCAGCCGUACAGGUGCAAGUACUGCGACCGCUCCUUCAGCAUCUCCUCCAACCUGCAGCGGCACGUGCGCAACAUCCACAACAAGGAGAAGCCCUUCAAGUGCCACCUGUGCAGCCGCUGCUUCGGCCAGCAGACCAACCUGGACCGGCACCUCAAGAAGCACGAACACGAGAGCGUGCCCGUGAGCCAGCACGCCGGGGUCCUCACCAACCACCUGGGGACCAGCGCCUCCUCCCCCACCUCCGAGUCCGACAACCACGCACUUUUAGACGAGAAGGAGGACUCCUAUUUCUCCGAGAUCAGAAAUUUCAUCGCCAACAGCGAGAUGAACCAGGCGUCCACGCGUACAGACAAAAGGACGGAGAUCCAGGGCCUAGACGGGAAUGCUCAGUGUCCUGGCUCAGCCAGCGAGAAGCCAGAGGAUGGGGAGGAGGAGGAGGACGAGCUGGAGGAGGAUGAUGAGGACAGCCUGGCUGGGAAGUCACAGGAUGACACCGUGUCCCCAGCACCCGAACCUCAGGCUGCCUAUGAGGACGAAGAAGAUGAGGAGCCGCCCACCUCCCUUUCCAUGGGCUUCGACCACGCCCGGAGGUUUAUUGAGGAGCAAGAAGGCGGUCUGUUAGCUUUGGAGCCGAUGCCGACUUUUGGGAAGGGGCUGGAUCUCCGCAGAGCAGCUGAGGAAGCAUUUGAAGUUAAAGAUGUGCUUAAUUCCACCUUAGAUUCUGAGGCUUUAAAACAGUCACUGUGCAGGCAGGCUCAGAACCAGGCGUAUGCAAUGAUGCUGUCCCUCUCUGAGGAUGCUCCUGUGCACACCCCUGCCCAGGGCUCUCUGGACGCCUGGUUGAGCAUCACAGGGGGCAGUUCGGAGCCCAGAGCCUUCAACCCCAUCAACCACCCCUGACGGCUGGGAGGCCCUGGGUCAGAGUCCAGAGUGAGGGCAUCAGCUCGGAAGACAGAUGGCCUGGCCAGCGAGAGCCCCAAGCACCCGCUCGUGACCACUCCUCAGCCUCCAUGUCCUACCCACUACAGCUCCGUUGCAACUUUUCCAGUGAAAACUCAGACCCCCAGAAGUCCCUAGCACACCUUCUCUAAGAAUUGGUGUCAAGAACACUGCUCGGCCACGGUCCAGCACACAGCUGCCCGGGGACCCCUCGGGAGCUGCCUCGUGGAAUCUCAACCCAAACGGGAACAGAUGGACACGGAGAGCUCUAGAGAGAAAGAUCACGCAAAUAAUUUUUAUAAUGAAAAUGAGAAGAAUAACCUUUUUGGUAAUCUUAUUGACUACAGAGUCUAUUUAAGCAUGUGGUUUUAAAAAUAGACAGUAUUUUUUAAAAAUCAAAAAAAUGACUUGCAAAUUGUUUUUUAAAAGUAAUUUUGCAUUGCUUUGAAAUUUCAGCUUAUUUGCAAACCCAAGUCUGCUAGGAACCAGCACUGUGCUUGGGUAUGUUCUUUAUACUGUAGAUAACGGAGAAAUUUUCUAUCUCUGACCCUAUUUGUACAAGCCAAGGUGAUGCUGGGUGCCUGGGGCCGCUGCUGUGAACAGUGUGCUGACUGAACAGAAAUUCUUAGACACAGUGCCCUGGGCUGCCGGCUCACCUGAGGCCAGGACCAGGAGGCAUGCCUGUGGUCAUGUGAUGUGGAAUGCGUGCCAGGGUCCCAUGUCACCUCCAGGGCAAUCCACAGGCCCCCACUCAAGACCCCCAAUUGUAUGGGGAAGUCAGGGGCUGUGGCUCUAGCCCCCCAUGCAGAGGUGUGGCUGGGCCCCUCAUCUUCCUACCCUCCUCGGUCUGUGCCUCCACCACCCCCACGCUGGCCCCGCCACUGUUCUUCUGAAGGCAGGACCUUGGCCAUGUCCUGGGUCUCCAGCCUCCCACCCUCAGCACCCGAGCAGCUCCAGUCCUCCCCAUGGCUGCCCAGGGGGACCCCCCACCCAGCUCCACUGCUCCAGGCCACCAAGGUCCACCUGUGCCUGAGACUUGGCGCCAUCACCACUUGGCGC